Molecule: messenger RNA, 1076 nt
Organism: Capsella rubella
Lineage: Eukaryota; Viridiplantae; Streptophyta; Magnoliopsida; Brassicales; Brassicaceae
Product: DNA replication complex GINS protein PSF2
Exons: 9
Coding region: 207-839 (210 amino acids)
Biological process (GO): double-strand break repair via break-induced replication; DNA replication
Cellular component (GO): nucleus; GINS complex
Source: RefSeq, a predicted model, not a curated record
UGAAAUUGGACUUGCCGCCGAAUUAGAAAGCCGCAAGACAACUCUCACUCUUCUGUGUAUGUCUCUCUUGGUUUGGGGGAAUCUUGGGUGUUCGAGGAUUUCAUUUGCUUUCCGUUCGUAGAAGAUCGAUCUCUAUCGAUCUGAUCUUGAAGGAAUCACCCAUAAUCUAACCAGGUUUGGAGUCUGAGAUUUCUUGAGAUACGUCUAUGGCUGGCCAAACUGAUCCUCAUAUCUCACUAUUUUCUCCACAAGAGAUUGAGUUUAUGGCCGAGGACGAAUUGGUGGAGAUUGUUCCCAAUAUGAACAUGGAGCAACUCAAUUUUAUCAGUGGUGAUUUUGGUCGGUUCAUUCCUCAGAUUCCUACAAAGGUGCCUCUGUGGCUUGCAGUGGCACUGAAGAGAAGAGGAAAAUGCACCUUCCGGCCUCCAGGGUGGAUGUCUGUUGACAAUUUGACUCAGAUCUUGGAAGCAGAACGGGAAUCUCAGUCGACAUUUCAGGCAUUACCAUUUAGUUACGUGGAAAUUGCCAGACUACUUAUUGACCACGCACGUGAUGAUAUUCCAGACAUGUUUAUGGUGAGAUCCCUGGUUGAGGACAUCAGAGAUGUGCGGCUUCACAAACUAGAGACUAACUUGGGAUCAUUUCAAGGUACAUCAGCAGUAAAGAUCUCUAAUGUAUCAGCAAUGGAAGUGAACAUAGUUCGCCCGUUUGUGAGAAGAGCCUUAGAAGCAUUUUAUAAGCAUGAUAAGCCUGAGGCUGAUGUAGACAGAGAUACUAGAAGUAGCAGACAACAGCGUGAAGCCAAUAAUGAACCAAGGAGACCUCUAAGGCAACGCUAGAGAGCUUCUUCCUACGUCAUUGCCUAAGUGAGAACCAGUCAGGUAUCUUCUGUGCCAAUGUUGGUCGAGCUCCAAAACCAUCAACAUGUAUUGGUAUUCUAAUAUAUGCCUUGUUUCUCCUGUGCACUGGUACCUACUCUUUUGGUAUUAAGCAUCUUUGGGCUUACAAAUUCUAAAAUAAAUUUGGAUUCUGGUGCGACUAAAUGUUCAUUUUAAUGAAGAUGGAUUCCAAAUAAA